AUGGCCCCCGCUGGCGAUGAAACGUUGCUUCAAACACAACACCAUCACGCCACCCACGGAUUGGUGAUUGACUGGGAUGAAACAAUCACUGUUAAUGACACGUUGUCCUUAGUCGCCAGCCAGCCCCUCGCACCUUACACCGCCAGCUACCUCGAUGACUACAACCAGUUUGCCCUCGACCAUCCUCGACCCACCACCAUUGACGAGGAACGCCAGUGGCAGCGGGCGCUAGCUCCCAUUGAGGCGGCGUCGAUAGCUCGCCUUGAACUGGGGCGGGCGCUCCAGUGGCCUCGCCAUCCCCCCGAAGAACCGCUUCCUCAGCUUCGACCUGGGUUUAUAUCAGCGGCUCGCAAGUGUAACGCCCUCGGGGUGCCGUUGGUGAUAUUGUCGCUUAACUGGAGUCUGUGGUGGAUGAAGCGAAGCAUGAACCACUAUGGCAUUCGCAUUGCUGACUAUAUCACCAAUGAGGUCGACUUUGCCUCGGGCAUGUUUGCCGACGCCAAGUGGGGCAAAAUCCACACGGGAGCAGAUAAGGCGCGGGUUAUGGCCCAGCUCAACGCUACCUCGGUCAAGUGGUCGAUGGUGGGGGAUCUGAGGACCGACAUCUUGGCGAUGAUCGACGCCAAUGGCGGUGGCAUUGUCAUACGCGACGGCGCUAACGAUAAAGUGGGGCUGUCAGCGAUCAAGGCGCUAGCGAACCUUGGCGUUUCUGUCGAGAAGCUGGAACCUAUAAAGGGUAAAGUGGUGUGGUGGACGUGGCAAGAAAUUGAGGCAUGGAUCGACUCCAUGCCACCUCAAACUAAGGGGUUGUAA
This is a messenger RNA of Diutina rugosa, 813 nucleotides long. RefSeq lists its product as uncharacterized. Bases 1 to 813 code for a protein of 270 amino acids. Lineage: Eukaryota; Fungi; Ascomycota; Pichiomycetes; Serinales; Debaryomycetaceae. The record is from RefSeq and is a predicted model, not a curated record. The transcript has a single exon.